Molecule: messenger RNA, 978 nt
Organism: Pocillopora meandrina
Lineage: Eukaryota; Metazoa; Cnidaria; Anthozoa; Scleractinia; Pocilloporidae
Source: the annotation of a GenBank genome assembly
AUGUACCCACGACUCAAGAACGUUCGUUGGCAGUGCUCUCAGCUGACAUUUUCAUUCGCUCCUCAUGUUACGCAACCAACCCUGCACACCAACAACACAAGUAUUUUCCUUUUGGUUUUAAUCACAUCUGGAGUUGACAAGUUGCAUUCAGAGCGACGAAACAGUAUACGUAAUACAUGGGGUGACAAGUCGAUCAAAAGUGGCCGGAGAAACUGGGAGCGCGUCUUUGUUAUAGGCAAAGCUCUCGGCGCCGAACGCUCUGAAGAAAUUCGCCAAGAAGCGGCCUCUUUUGAAGACAUUCUUGUGCUGAACAUGACGGAUAGUUACAAAAAUUUAGUGAUUAAGAUUUUGUCUGAGUUGCUAUGGAGUUUGAUUCAUGUAAACCCACGCUUUAUCCUCAAAACAGAUGACGAUGUUUAUGUUCGUGUUCCUCGACUGCUAUCAUGGCUGGAUAAUUAUGCAAAUAACAAUUAUGCAGGGGAUAAAUUAUACGGUGGUUUCGUUGGUGGUGACAAUGGUCCAGUAGUACGAGCAAAGGAAUCGAAACACUUCGUUGCUAGAGACUGCCUGGCUGAAGAUUUUUAUCCUUCUUACUGCAUAGGUGCGUCUUACAUUAUUUCCAGGGAUGUUCUUCCUUCUAUACUAGAAGCAGUAGAAAGAAGACCUGUGUUCCCUGUCGAAGAUGCCUACAUAGGUGUCUUAGCCAAAGAAAUUGGCCUUCAACCGGUGGAUAUACCCGGUUUAUAUUUCAGGAAAAAAUUGGCAGACUAUCAAAGGUGCGAUUUUGCUUCGGCAAUGGCUAUAGGGCAUAGUUUUAAAUUGUUGGAGUUUUUUUUUGUGGCAGAGAACAUGGAACAGACAAAACAACUUCCAGAAAGUUAUUUGAAAUGUUUAUUGAUGUAUGAAUGGGUGGGUUUUAUAUUUCUUUUAAUAUCCCUGAUUAUUUUGGUUUUUCUUGCGGUUGUUUUUUGUAAAAUU